AUGGAAUAUUUUAAAAAAACUUCACCUGAAAAUUUUCGGUUCCUAGACUUUUACAGGUACCGCCAGAAGCAAGAUGAUUUUACCCGAUCUUUUAGAGAAGAGUCUGGCAUUCUCUGGCGUUGUUUGAAGUCAUUGGUGAAAGAUGGAACACCUCAAGUCAAAGAGAACGCUGUCCGUUUGCAAAAAUCUUUUGAGGCAAGUGUUCAACCCGCUUUAUGGUGGUUUCCCGCCAUGUUUCAUAAUUAUUGUGGAAGUAGGAGUCUCAUUUGCAGUCCUGAGAAGGGGUACAUACUCGCACAACUACGGCAGGGGGUUCAACCUGCCUUAUGGUGGUUUCCCAGACAUCGAACGAAAUUUGAGGACGUUCACAUAUUUUGGCAACAAAUUGAGAAUGAAACGUCGAUUGAUAAUGCUGAGACGGAAGUAGCUUGCAAGUUCAUACGCAGAUCUUCUAGAGUCAUUGAUGUGGCGCUUACCAAUGUCGAGGAGAAGAUGGAAGGAGAAUGUUCUACAAGGAGACUCGGAAAUAGUGCAUCCGAUGAUUAUGAUAUCAAUUUAAGUGAAACUGAAUUUUCUGACAUGGAUUAUGAAGAGAAACAGGAGUCCGAUAAAAGAAAACUGAGUGAAUCCGAUUAUGAACCAAGUAGCAGUCCUAUUUCCUCUGAUUCGGGCAAUGAUCGAAAAAAAAAGCAAAAGAUAAGCAAACAAAAACAACCAAAAACAGUGAGUCAUGAAAGAGAUUAUUGCAGUAGUACCAAUAAGAAUGAUGAUAAUCCAGCGCCUGCAAUAAUGAUGACUGGAGGUGACGUAGAAUCACUUCCUCCACUAUCAUCAUUACUACCCAUUCCUCCGCUUCCAUCGCCAUUAUCACCACCACCCGGUUCUAUAAAUUCUAUACUAAACAAUAUAAUAAUACCAAAAGAUUUACCAACGUUAGUAAAUCAAGAUCAAUUAUCGCUUUCAUUUACAAACCCUAUCAUCCAAACCCCUGGGACUCCACCGCCAAGGCCGAAUGUCAAUAAUAUACAGAUUACUCCUCAAAAGUUGGUGCUUUUUAAGGAAUCCGUUACCUACCUACAAAAUCAUAUAAAGAUAAAUGUAAAUGAUCAAGGAAUGAUCAUAAAAGACAAUCAUACUUCGGAAGAAAUCUCUGGUAUAAUUCGUAAUUGGCUCAUAAUGGCAUUAACGUCACCGAAAGAGGAGUUUGUAAAAGCUAUCAUGACUCCUUUAAGCUCAGAAGCAAGUCCAAAAUAUUGUGAUUUUCGUCAAAUUUGCGAGCUUAUUCUUUAUGAUUUUUAUUUUAUGACAAAGAAGGGUCCUUUAAAAAGAGAUAUUGGUGAGCGUACGUAUAUUGUCGAAAGGAUCGUUCCCCUGUUCAAAUCAAUUCAAUCGGUAUAUAAUGAAUACAAAUUUCAUUGGAUCGAAGUUGAAUUGGAUUGUAUGAGGGAAGUGAAGAAGAUAUUUCCCAAGUUUGAUUUACCUAUAUACCAGGCUGAUGGUCUUGGAGUACGGAAUUCGAGUAAAAAGGAUGUUGUUUUUAUCGAAAUAUUGGGUGGGCCCGAAAAUACAGAUCAAAAAAAAUUAAAAGAAGAUUCAGAAAAGCUUCUGAAAGAAGCUGUAUUCGGACUUGUUUCCCUAUUACGAAAUUAUUUGGAUAAAAGUGUCGAAGAAUCGAAGCAAUUAUACACGUUCAUGAUUCAGGGCAUCGGCGACCGGUUAACGCUCAGUAAAUUAUGCUUAAUAAAUAAGCAUGUUUACAAAGUUUCGCAGAUCAAAUCUGCAACCCUCCCAUUCGAAUUCAUUGAUGUGGCGGAUUAUUUAGCAGUAUUUGAAUUCCUUUAUAUUCUUGUAAGCGAGCUCAAAAUUCAAACGGAGGUAAUUAAUAAAUUAAGGUUAUCUGAAUCGGCUGAUGGCGUAAUUGUACCAAGAAUUCGUGAUUGGAUUUGGCUGCCAGAUUCGAUUUCUGCAUGGGAAUGCAAAGAGAUUCAAA
Molecule: messenger RNA, 1990 nt
Organism: Dentiscutata erythropus
Lineage: Eukaryota; Fungi; Glomeromycota; Glomeromycetes; Diversisporales; Gigasporaceae
Source: the annotation of a GenBank genome assembly